Molecule: messenger RNA, 5176 nt
Organism: Schizosaccharomyces octosporus yFS286
Lineage: Eukaryota; Fungi; Ascomycota; Schizosaccharomycetes; Schizosaccharomycetales; Schizosaccharomycetaceae
Product: formin For3
Exons: 1
Coding region: 319-4578 (1419 amino acids)
Biological process (GO): barbed-end actin filament capping; mitotic actomyosin contractile ring assembly; actin filament bundle assembly
Cellular component (GO): mating projection tip; cell division site
Molecular function (GO): small GTPase binding; actin binding
Source: RefSeq, a predicted model, not a curated record
UUCUUACCGUAUCUUUAUACUCUAUAUUUAUUAUUAAAAAGUACAGACUGUUGUUAAAAUAUAUUUGCAAUCAAGGUUUCGCUUUCCUUAGAUUUGGGAAGCAAUUCCUUCUUCGCUUGGCAGUUUCGCAUUUUAACACAUCCACCUACUGCUGAAGCUACUCUAUCAAAAGAUACUUGGUGGCUUGAUUUAUAUCCUUACCGACUUAGUCCUCUAACGAACUGGCUUUGUCGUUGAUUUGCAUCCUUAAGCUUGUUUUACCCAUUUCAUUCAUUUCUUGUCUCUAUUCCGUUUCCUUAUUUAUUUAUACACUUAGAAAUGCCGACACGUUCUUUUCAUAAUCCGUCAGAAGUUGAUCCCAAAGACUAUUCUUGGAAUACUCAGUUAUUCGAAGACCGUUCUACUACUCCUUCUACAGUGUCAUUAUCAGAGCCGUAUGAUUUAAGCAAUAUUCAAUUACAUUCAGAAAAUGAAUCUCGAGAAGAUGUUGUUUCACUUGGUCAUGAAUCUGAUAACUCCUUGCAGUAUAUGUGUUACCGAACUGUAUAUCAUCACAAAAUCAAAGUUUUCGAUAGACUAUACGUGGAAGCUACUGAAAUUAGAAAAAAGUAUCCUAUGGAAAAUCGGCUUGUUGCUAAACCUCCUGUUGUUAAGGAAAUACAAGAUUCAUCAAAAAGAGGAGUCUAUCUAGCUGACACUCCCUUGACAAAGGAUGUUACAGUUUUGGAUGAAGAUAUGUAUGUUGUUAUUUUGGGAAGAAUUGAUUACUACAUUGAGAAAAUUGUCGAAGUGCCAACCAAUGUGGAACACUUGGUAGCCCUUAAUUUACAACUACAAAUGCAACCUAUUUGGUGGAUUGACGAAUUUUCCGAAAGAAACGGUGUCGAAAGCUUGUUAACUUCUUUACGGAAUCUAGGCCAUAUUCCACAGCGUCAUGCCUAUACCGACGUAGAGGUACUGCUGAUCCAGUCCCUUUUCCAUUCAUUAAAUAGCGGUGUUGCCAGAAAUCGUUUGUACUUGUCUGCUAAAUGCGCUGUUCCUGGCUUUAAUGCUAUCGGUGCCUUAGCUGAAUCAAUGUUCUCCAAGAGUCUUAAUGCUCGUCGUAUCUCAACGUUUAUCUUGAAAAUUAUUUGCAGUCGAAAGUUUGAACAUGGCCAUUUGUUUGUUAUCAAAGCCUUGGAAUGGCUUGUUGAGCAAGGUGCCUCGAAAACUCGGUUUAGCAAAUGGAUGUCCGCUUUACACGAUGUUGUUUCUGGUAUUCAAAGUCAUGCUGAUAACCUCAUAUUGCCGAAUAACGAACUUGCCAACCUACAAGACACAGACUGCUUGAUUGAUUAUUUGGUAGUUACCUUUAACUUGAUACGUGGAAUUUGUUCGUGUACUGUGGAUCUUCAAUCGAGAUGCAAUAUUCGUCGCGAAUUCUUGAACGCUGGUCUAGGUAAGACAUUAGAAAUUAUGCAGCGUUGGAAAAACAUUUCCGUUCGGACCGUUGUUGUCAAUCUUCUAAAUGAACACAACGGUGAUGCACAAACUUAUAAAAAGUAUAUGGUUUUAAAUUCUGCGAAUAUGGAGAAAUCAGACGUCGCUUCUUUAAAGUCCACGAAUGUCGCUACUGACCGUCAUAUGAAUGAGGAAGAUCCUCAGCAAGUGCAAAUGCUAAACGCGUUUCAGAAAAUUUGCUCUCGUUUAAUAGAUCAUGAUUCUCAAAGUAGUUUUUAUAAUUUGCUCCAGUCCUUGAGCAAUGAAAAAGAUCUCGAAAAAAUUGAAAAGUCGAUGCAUCUUUUGGUGUUUACUUUGAAUGCAAUUGAUGAUUAUAAAUCUGCUAGAGUGGACUCUAAUGUUGGUUUCAAUAUCGUUUCACAACGGUUGCUCGAUCGUAUGGGCACGGCUGACGAAUUAUCCGAUUAUAAGACCAGGCAAAGUGAGUUAGUAUUGGAGAAUAAACGUUUGCAUGAUCAAGUGGAUGCAUUAUUAUCACAGCUUAACGUUGGUCCCCGUGAUCCUAUGCAGUUCUUGAAGAAUCAGCUGAACGAACUUCGAAGAGAAAUAGAUCAAAGAGAGAGGCUCUUGACAUCUAUGCAACGAGAAUUUGAUGGUCGCUAUAAGGCUCAGUUAUUUGCCUAUAGUAAACUACAGUCUCAGUUAGAAGCCGCCCAAAGUCCUGGAAAUUUCAAUUUACAGAAUGCGUAUUCUCCCGGAAAACCAUUUAUCAAGAAAUCUGCUUCUCAAGAUUCAUUAGAUGCGAUGUCGAAAGAUUUCGCUUAUAGUGUUGUUCCACCAUUGGAAGAUUCUAAGCACUAUGUUACUGCUGAAAAGGAUGAACAAGAAUCGGAAGUUGAAUCAGAGGUAUCUUCUUUGGAAGAAUCAAAUGAAAGCGUUUCUCAUUUAAAAGAUACUUCAACUAAGACGCCUGUUAUAACACCCCCAACACAGCUUGGUCCUCCUCCUCCACCCCCUCCUCCGGUCCCUAUUAUGGGAGUUUCAAAAGUAGCUGUACCAUCAGCUGUAAACGUACCACCACCGCCUCCUCCUCCUCUUCCUCCUUCUGCGUCUGGUGGCUUACAAGGCCCUCCACCACCACCGCCUCCUCCUCCGGGUGUAACGCCCGGUGGAAGAUUUGUGACUUCAACCUUGCAGCCUACUUUGACCGCUACUGAACAAAUUACUGAGAAAUCCGAAGAAGAAUUAAAAGAAGAAGAAGAAAGGGCUAGACAACAAAGAGAGGAAGCAGAAAAAAGAGCGAGAGAAGCAGUCGAGAAAUAUACGAAGAUACCAAGCUUCAGAGAUUAUUACGAACCCAAACAUCAGCUUAAGCGCGUCCAUUGGGAACGUGUUGACCCACCAUCAGGUCAUAAUAUUUUCGUUAAGUUUCCUGUGGAUAUCGAGACUAUCGGAAAAACCCUUCUGGAUAGCGGGUGGUUACAAAUUCUAGAUGAGAAAUUUGACAAUACUAGAAGAAUUGAAACCAAAGCCGUGGCUAAAGAAGCUUCGCCGGAUGCACUGUUAUCUCCAAAUGUAAAACAACAUUUGGAAAUUGUUUUACGUUCCGUCUCGGAGUUCACACCUGAAGAGUUAGUACGAAUGUUUUUGACCGAUCCUAAUUUUCUGCCUCCUGCUAUUCAGUUUUUCCACAAGUCUGGAUUUGCUACUCAAGAGGGACUGUUGGCUCCGUUUGCGUCUUAUUGGACUGAUUAUAGUAAGCCUGAGGAUAAGCGUACGCCUCCUAAAGAUGAUGUGCGUAAGCUGGGCUAUUAUGAAAGGUUUUUCGUUUUAUUUAUCGUAAACUUGAGACAUUAUUUUCAGCAGCGUAUGUAUGGUUUACGCUUGCGUGAAACUUUCAUACCAGAAAUUGAGAAUAUUGAAGUUCAUGUGAAAAAGGUUAUUGACGUUUGUAAGUCAGUUUUAGAAGAUAAAUAUUUUUCUGGAUUUUUUCAAGUUUUGCUUAAUCUCGGAAACUAUAUUAAUGACCCUCUUGAUAAAGCUCGUGCAUUUUCUUUGCCAAUGGUGUAUAGACUGGAAACGUUGCGAGAUUGUACAUUUUCUAACACUCUUUUGCAUUACUUCGAAGAUAUCAUUCGUACCCAAUUCCCUGAAUACGAAAAAUCUGAAGCUACAUUCAAGAAAAUACAGUCCAUUUGUUCUUAUGGUAUCGAUGGGCUCGUCUCUGAGAUGGAUUCAGCUUAUGAACAAUAUUUGCACUUUAAAAAUGAAAUAGAGAAGGGUGCAUUGUCGAAGCGUGAAGAACAUCAUCCGGAGGAUAAAGUGGUUGAUGCUAUCUAUGAGUGGUAUGAUAAGGCUUCUGAAAAGAUAAAGAGCUUCAUGGCCUUGAAGCGUGAUUUUUUGAAGCUAACAGAGGAUACUGUUAAGUAUCUCUGCGAAUUCAAAAACGUGGAAGUUGUUCGAAAUACUUUUCUAAAAAACUUGACAUCGUUUUAUAUUAUUUACUGUAACGUCAGAAACGACAAUGCAAGAAAACGCGAGCGCGAAGCUCAAGCCAGACGAACUGAGGAAUCCAAAAAAUUGAUUAUGGAACGUAAGAAAACGUCAAUAGUCGCCCAGUAUAGGAAGGAAAUUCCGGAUGAGACAAGCAGAUCUCCUUCAAAUCAGGAUCUUAUAACGGAUAUUGGUUCGUCGAAGGUUGUGGAUACUUCAGAAACUUUAGCUGAUGAGACUUCUGAAGAUGGUAAUCAAGAACUGCAUGAUACGCUUUUGAGUGAAUUGGGCAAACAAAUCUCCGAUGGUGCAGAUAAAGUUAACAAUGAGGAUUCCGUUAACGGGCUUGGUGUAGUCACGAAGAAUGAAGAUGUUAUAGAAUUAACUUCUGAAACCGACGAUAUUGCUACAAGAGCAAAAUCAAUGCUUUUGAAAAUUAAAAAUACAGAGAAGCGAGGCAAUAGUGUGAAGAUUGAUCCCAUGGACAUGGAUGAGGAUUCUUUGCGGGCACAAUUAAAAGCAGCGAAUCAUCCUCAAAAAGUUUCCUUACCCCAUGAUAAAAAAAAGAAUUCAGUGGAAGCGUCUUUAGCCAAAAGCAUAUUAGCUAAUUUAACGAAUCCGUCUGCUAGGGAAUUUCAGUCAUGAGGAUCUUCUACGCAGUCAUAUUCAAAAGGGAUCUUAUUCUUCACCAUAGGUAAGAAUAACUGGUAGUGUGAGCACUUUUUGUGCAUAAAAUUGUUGCGCAGUUUCACGCGUUUUAUUCUGUGCGACGAACUAAAAUAAUUUUGGUUUGAAGUGAUUGUCAUAUUUUGCUUUAUUUUUGAACAAGAGGAUGGCUAAUAGGGAAAAAACAAAAGGGCUUGAAAUAGAAAUUUCUGAAGCUGGAGCGAAUGUGGACUCAUUGCAUUGCGUUUAGCCUGUAUAUGAGUGGUUAUCGUUUCAUUCGUUUAAAGAUUCUAUGCCCGCUGUUAAUCGAAAACAAAAUUGGAUGCGCUCAAAAUAUCGUUUAAUGUUCUCUUAAUAACAACGAUACUAAUGAUGGAACAAAAAUUAUUUAUUUGAACUAAGCCGUUGACAUGUUUCUGAAAUGCUGGACAUUGAAUACUCUAUAGAUGUUUAACGCUUUUUUGUAAUCAUAAUUUGAUAAUAUUGAAAGAUACAUUUAGCUUCAAUGGGUUACAAAUGAGAAAAUUUAAUAUUUGGUACAAUAAAAGGGCCAUAAUUUUUAAUAAAAAGUAAUGAA